AUGGUUGCUGUACUUGGAAAUAUUCUGGUGAUCGUUGCAGUGUACAAAACUCGUAGCCUUAGAACUAGUACUAAUUACUACUACGUCAACAUGGCCAUUUCUGAUUUCCUCUCAAGCCUCACCAUUUGGCCGCUUUAUCUUUCAAACGAGAUCAUAACGAGCAGAGGAAGUCUGCUUAAAGGGUCUCUGGCCACUGCUGGUUGCAAAGUGGGAGUAUUUUUCAGAAUGACGUCAGUUAUUGUGUCAAUACUGAGCCUGGUGUUGAUCGCUGUUGAUAGAUUCAUCGCUACCGUGUUCCCAUUAAAAUCAACGUUGGUCACUGGGAAAGUCAGAACAUUUCUGCUGUUUGCGACAUGGACGAUAUCAAUGGCAUACUGCUUCCCGAUGCUGUAUUAUUCCAGAGCCGAAGACUUUGGUCAAGAAACUUAUUGCAAAUUUGCAUGGAAUAGCAGUGCUCUCAUGAUAUAUUACAUUACUGGUUUGGCGUUGUUUGAGAUCGCACCAAUUAUUGCCAUUGUCAUUCUUUACUCGCGGGUUAUGAGUGUUUUGCAAAAAAGGAUUAAACCAGGAACUGGUGCGAGAGACAACAGUUCUUAUCAAAAUCGGAGAAAUGAGCAAAACCGAAACAUUUUGAAGAUAUUCAAAUCAAUUGUUGUUAUGUUUUUUAUUUCUUUUUCUUUCUUUUUCGUUUAUUUGAUUCUUAAGAUGACAUUUCCUGAACUUUUCGUCAAAGACAAAUGCAAGUGGAUUCUUGGGUUCGCUUAUUUUUUGUUUCCGUCGCUUAGUUCGGUAAUUAAUCCAAUUAUUUUGUUUGCAUUCAGCACGAAUUUCCGUCAAGCCCUGCGUAAAUUGUGGAUGUUUUCUCUCCGGAGAUUCUUCUUCUGUGGCAGAAAAGAGAAAAGUGAACGAGUUGAAGCUGGUGCCCUUCCAGCAGAAGAAACUGGAUUUAAGUCAAUGGCGCACUGAAUAUAUAUGAACGAGGGAUUUAAUUACAGCGAUACAAGUUUGCAGAUUUGUUUAAAACAUUUAUGUCAUGAAAUUACUUUUGAUUUCCUACGGAGAUUUUUAAAAAUUAAGUUGAGUAAUAUUCUUAAGAUACCUUGGUCCGCGUUUUAUCACUUAAUUUUAGCACAGCUUCUUGAAUAAAGAUGUCUAUUAUUUUUCCUUCAGACAGAGUCUUGAAAAAGAUCACGUUUGCUUUCAAGUAACGUACUAUGUCCAGGACUUAUCAUACAUGGAAUAUCUCACACACACUUCCAAAUUAUGUAAUGAUAUUUUGCCUUUGUUCAAAUUACGCUUUUGGCUCACACUUCUAAAUCACACAAUAUUUGAGAGCACUUUUUGGUUUUAUAAAACUAAAACCAAAGUACUCACGACGGCCAAUCAAAGGGAAAGAAAAUAACCCUAAGAGCCAAUGAGAACUCAAAGUAAAAACUACCAAACUGCCUGCAACGGGGAGAACGUGGGCGAUCAAUUCAUGAUUGGUUUUAGUUUUGUAUCUGAUUAGUUGAGAAGGUGGUGCAAGUUUUCUGGACCAAUCACAGAGUGAAGAAAAGCAAAACCAACACAAUCUCGGAUUACUUACGACACUCAAUUGAACAUUGUUCCUUGCUUCUAGCGUACACCUCCAAAUCAUACAGACUUAAAUUGUACUUUGACACACCCUCCAAGUUGCAUUAGAACUCUUCCUUGUGGAACACACUCGAAAUUACAUUAAGGUUCCCUUAUGCUUUAGGCAAACACUCCCAACUCAUAUCGCUCUUAAGAGACACUUCUACAUCACACAAGAUAUUACAUUAGAGUACACACUUUAGAAUCACACAAGAGAUUUUGCUCCUAACAGACUGUUUCACACAAUCACACAAGAGUCUGUUGUUUGAACGGCGGAGUUUGACCGAAAAUUCUCUCUGAUUGAGAAUUUUCAAUGAAUAAUCAUGGAGUUUCCUAAAGUUCAUCAUGAACCAUGGCCACCUUGAGGUCAUUGGCUAUGUUAACAAAACCACCAAUGCAUUCACUCAUUUUCAUUUUCAGCCUUUUGUCUUUCUUGACGUCAGUCAUGUGAAGUACACAAAUGGUGAGGUCAUCGUAGAAUCGGAAAUAAAGCGAUUUUGUCGUCAAGUCUUUGACAACAGACCAAACAGUGUAAUCAAAGGACGUUCCGCGGGGUAUAUCGACGGUAUUCAAGAUGUGAAAAGCUUUGAUAACUGCGUCUUUGCCUGUCUGGACUUGAUCGGAAAAAUGAGCCAUGACAGCCGCGCGUACAAAUCUUGAUGGCGGUGUGAAGUCACCGGGUAUUCCUAGGAGUCCACUUCCUUGGCCAGUAGCUUCGAACGUCAUUUUCUCAACACCAGAGAAUCAUGGGCCGAUUUGGAAAGUUCAACAUAAUUGCGGACGUUCAUUAGAUGGAAAUCAUAGGGCGGAGAGUUAGUUAAGAUGCCGAGAGUGUUGUCGAAUACCAUUCUCCCCUGUUCAGUAAACUCAAUAACGAUAGCAUCCCCACUGAGAAGCGUCCACGAUGGAAUAGUGAAGCUGAAGGAUUUUCUUAACCACUUCAGGAAGGUUAAACUCAAACACCAGAGGGAAAGCGUCCUUCUUCAAAGCAUCCCUUAAUUCCUGAACUGUCCCAAAGUUUCCAAGAAUCCACAAUGGAAGCUGCAAAGAAGACACCACUAUGUGGCAUUUUUCGACCGGUAUUUUCUGGAAAUGGGCGAAGCCAACGAAGAGGUUUGCAGCAACAGAAAGACCAGCUUCAUUUAAACCAUCGGUAGCUACGGGCAAGUCCAAAGCGUUGACGUAUGCAAUGCUAUAUUUAUUUUUCCACUGUAAAAGCGACUGGAAAUGAACAAUGCAUUCUUUCUUGGGAAACGCUGUAUGAGGAUACUGCUCAGGUUCUACAACUAGAUCAUACCCUACAUCGAAGAACUCCAUACUCCGACCGACAACCACCGAGUUAUCUUCGGAAGUCAAGCUGAAUUCGGUACAGCGUUUGUAACGAAAAGCCUUAGCAGCAGCACGAGGACCAUGGAAAGAACCUUCAUCAUCACAGCUCGCAAGAGGAGAUCUAAACCAACAAUUAAACCACAUAUAAUGUAGUUCUAUAUAAAUUUUUAUAGGAAAUUGCUGUCAGGUUUUGUGAAGAGGAAUUUUAACACUUAAACGCUACUUUUUACAAGGAUGUGUUUUUUAACUUUUGAAUAUAGACUUUACAGUAAAACUUUCCAUUACUAAUGAUAGGGUGAAAUGUUUUCACAUACACUGUAUCCAAUCAAUUAUAUUUACGUCUCCUCUCGGCUUAAUUACCAAUUGGCUUGUUCGUGUUGUUUCUUCAUUUGUUUCUAAUUGUUUAACCUCCUUGGAUGUUUUCACUGCCGUUUGAAGAUUAAACGACUUAAGUAGAUUAAGUAGAUACCUACCUCGUUUCCUUUCUUUUCAAGACUUUUAAAAUAGAAAUUUAAGUAUUCUUCUGAUGACGACAACCAAAGUAACGAGAAACUGUUUCAUAAACAGGAAGUUUUAAGGCCCUGAGUUGUGAUUUAUUAGAUGACGUCAGAUCGACGUACUUCAGGUAAAAAGUUUGGCAGGGCUUAGCCGCAAUGAAUUAUCAUAUGGAAAAUCAAGUUGGUUUUGUCUAUUAAAGUUUACUCUCUCAAGUUUGAGGCGCUUCGAAAUUUUCAAAAGUAAUUACUCAAGGCUUUUGUUUGAAUCUCUUACAUUUCUUCCACUAGGUAGAGAGACCCGGCUUUUGGGAACUUAGUAUUCCGUCUUAAAACUUUGCGAAGCCAGUUCAAUGCAAAAACUGGUCUCACUUCAUUGAACCUCCAUGGCUCUUGUACUGGAAAUGCAUUAACUUAUACCAAGGAUGCGGAUCAUAGAAGACACUGAGUCAUCGGAACUGACAAAUAAAUCCUUCAGGUUAAUAAACAUGUUGAAUUGCUUAGUUUCUCUGGCUUUUCGUCCACUUUUUAAAUUGAUUUCAAUCAGUGUUAUGGACAUUCUUCAGUAGAACUGCUGUUAAAACUAAUGCGGUCUAUAUUUGCAUACUCUUGUUUUUCCCGUUCAAGCAAAUCAGUCUUUACAGUAAUAAAAUUGUUCCAAACAUUACACAGGAAGUUAAUUCUCAACAUCCCUCAAGUGAUCCUUGGUAAGGGACCUUUUUCACCUAAACGAUGACAGAGUAUUAAUUUCUUUCUUCUACCCCACCGUUGAGCUACGUUUUCACGGGCAUGCGGUCCAUUGUAAGAGAGACUUGCUCGCGAGACAUCUUCUCUCUAUAACAAAGGCAUUGGUCUUUUCAAAGAACACGACGUGGCGAGUGAAAACUAGACUACUAACACCUACAGAAGACCAGUGGUGAAUACUUUGUUAGAAGAAAUAUAACUUUGAGUCCUGCGAGUUUUGGAGAAAUAUUACACUACGAUGUGUCGAUUUUGCGCCUUGAACUGAUUUUGCAAUUUGAAUGGCGUCAAAGAAAUCUCUAGAACUUCCGUUUUAUAUUUCAACGCACUCAAACUUGCGUAAUGCUCUCUGCGUAUGAUCAUGCAGUCCAACAUUGUGCCUAUUAUCAAAGUCACAGAAAUUAAUAACACCCUAUUACUCUGUCACAUUGGCUAGGUCUUUAAACUUAUCAGUGUGUCUGAUUUCCGCUACUCUACGUUCCUUUCUCUACUAGAUUGAACCAACCUCAGCACUACAACGCUAAAUUAAUGUCGGUAAAAUGAUAUUCAUGUCGAUGAACCAAGUCAUUCCAGUUUGAUUUAAACCCUAUACUCGUGUAAAUACUUUCUUUAGUCCAGUGAAUUUGCAUAUACAGCUGAUAUAACCAUGUCACAGUAUUUGAUAGUAUUUGAUAAUAUUCCCCUUUAAGCCAGGGGUCGUGACGCUAUUACGCUGCGCACAAUAAACUCACAAAAUAUCAAGAAUCACUUUUUUUAAACAGUUAACUCUUAGUUGUUUUUGUUUAACCUUUAUGACGACAGUCGAAGGAUCGCAGGUGUGGUGUCGAUAUUCUUUGUGUUUAGGCCUCCGUUCAGACCAAGAAAUGGAUAAUUCUAGUCGCUAUGUUCUCGAGAAUCAGUCCACUUGUUCUCCCAUCGUUUCUGCUUUGAUCACAACAGCUAUUUCUGUUGUUAGCAUUUUUGCGUUGGUCGGCAAUAUUUUGGUGACUGCAGUUUUUCUUACCAACAAAACCCUUAGGACAAGUACAAAUUAUUUCAUUGUUAACAUGGCCGUUGGGGAUCUAUUGUCCGCUGUGAGCACAUGGCCGCUGUACGCCACUGAGGGGAUGCUGUCAGGGAAACAUUUGAUCGAUGAUCCAGUAGCCACAGCUGUUUGUAAAAUAAGUCUGUAUUUCAGAGGCGUGUCACAGGUUAUUUCAGUUUUCAGCUUAGUCGGUAUAGUCGUGGAGAGGUUCGUUGCUGUAGUUCAUCCACUUAAGGCUAAAGUUCUGAUGGAAAAGACUCGACCCCGAGCUGUUUCAUUGGCACUGACUUGGAUCAUCCCGUUACUACUGGCUGUACCAUACCUCAGAUUCUUACGGAUCGUUAGGCUUAAUGAGAAUCAACCACUCUGCUCGCUUUCGUGGGAAGCGGAGAACCGCUAUGUAUUCUAUGCUAUUGGAUUUGUUAUGUUCUACUGUACCCCCCUGGUUUUGAUCAUCAUUCUUUAUACCAAGAUCAUAAAAAGUUUGAGGCGAUCAAGACGUGUCACUGAUGAGCAGGACCAAGCGCUGAAUAAGAUAAGAACAAGAAAUCGCAAACAAAACCAGAAUAUUAUGAAGGUCUUUGCAUCAAUUGUCGUGGUCUUUUUCGUCUGCUGGACUUCAAUUGUUGUAUAUCUAAUAUUACUUGAAGCAGUUUACCCAUCGCAAGACAGAGACUCUUGUUUGCUUGUACUAGGUUUGUUAUUUUACAUAUUGCCAUCUUUACCAGCAGCAAUCAACCCCAUAAUACUUUUCGUGUCGAGCACAAAUUUCCUUACUGCUCUGAAAGAUAUGUUCAAUCGUUUUUCGUGCAUAAAGUUGUAG
Messenger RNA from Pocillopora meandrina, 6022 nucleotides. The record is from the annotation of a GenBank genome assembly. Lineage: Eukaryota; Metazoa; Cnidaria; Anthozoa; Scleractinia; Pocilloporidae.